This is a messenger RNA of Rasamsonia emersonii CBS 393.64, 3045 nucleotides long. Its product is annotated as Phenylalanine ammonia-lyase. The record is from RefSeq and is a predicted model, not a curated record. Gene Ontology annotation, molecular function: ammonia-lyase activity. Gene Ontology annotation, biological process: L-phenylalanine catabolic process. The transcript has 7 exons. Gene Ontology annotation, cellular component: cytoplasm. NCBI's taxonomy places the organism in Eukaryota, Fungi, Ascomycota, Eurotiomycetes, Eurotiales, Trichocomaceae. Bases 1 to 3045 code for a protein of 1014 amino acids.
AUGGAUCUUCAACAUGCCAAACUAACAAGGUCCGAAUGGACGGCGCUGCAAGCAUAUCUCGACUCCCGCGAACCGGUUCUGAUAGAUGGGCAUUCCUUGACCAUUCCUGGUGUGAUAGCCGUUUGCAUGUAUGGAGCCAAGGCGGCUUUGACAGAAGACCAGAGGAUCCUAGAUCAGGUGCAACAAAGCGUCGAUUUUCUCGACCAGGAGCUGAAACGCGGCCGCACCGUCUAUGGCGUCAAUACAGGCUUUGGCGGCAGUGCAGAUACUCGCACGACGAGUUUGGAGGGUCUCCAGAUAGCAUUGCAGCAACAUCUGAACGUCGGCAUCUUGCUUCCGUCUGACAAGGGACUUCCGUCGCUCACCACUCCGCAAGCACAAGGACUCCGGGGCCACGCUUUGCCCGUCCCGAUUGUCAAGGCCAUGAUGCUCAUUCGAUGCAACUCCCUUAUGCGCGGCCAUUCAGGGGUUCGGGUCAGCAUUGUUAAGUCCAUCCUGACUCUGCUGGAGAAGAACAUGACGCCAGUUGUGCCGCUCCGUGGAAGCAUAUCGGCCUCGGGCGAUCUUUCGUCGCUAUCGUAUAUUGCUGGCAUGCUUGAGGGGAAUCCCGACGUAUACGUGCGAACGGGCGAUGACAGCAAUCCAACCUACCUGCCAGCGGACAAAGCUCUGGAACAGGCUGGACUGCAGCCCAUCCGUCUGCAGGCGAAGGAAGGACUCGGGAUCACGAACGGUACGGCCGCAAGCUGUGCGGCAGCCUGUAUUGCCACCCAUCAGGCCCAGCAGAUCGCUGUGCUCUGCCAAUUGCUCACUGCGAUGGGCACCGAAGCUCUGUUGGGCACGGCUCAUAAUUAUCACCCCUUCAUCUCCGCAGCUCGCCCUCAUCCGGGCCAGACGGAGGCUGCCGCCAACAUCGGCGCGUUUCUUUCGGGAUCAAAGCUUGCUCCUGACAAAGAUCCCCAGACGAUCGGCCUGGCCCAAGAUCGGUAUCCUCUCCGGACAGCGCCGCAGUGGAUCGGGCCACAGCUCGAGGACCUCUGCCUGGCGCAUCGACAGAUCGCUGCCGAAGUGAACUCGACGACCGACAAUCCACUGAUUGACGCGACAAACAACAGCAUCCACCAUGGCGGUAAUUUCCAGGCCGCAUGCGUGACAUCUGCCAUGGAAAAGACGAUGACAGCGAUGCAGAUGUUUGGGAAGCUGUUGUACGCGCAGUGCUCAGAGCUGAUCAACAACAUGCUCAACAAAGGACUGCCUCCAAACCUGAGUGCCGAUGACCCGAGCCUGUCCUUUACCUUCAAAGGCUUCGACGUCAACAUGGCGGCGUACAUGUCGGAGCUCGCGUACCUUGCUCGUCCGGUCAGUUCACAUGUGCAAGUCGCAGAAAUGAACAAUCAGUCGGUGAACUCGUUGGCUCUGGUGGCCGCGCGGUACACACUCGAAGCGAUCGAAGUGGUGUCUCUGAUGGCAGCGACCUACAUCUACGCUCUCUGUCAGGCCCUCGAUCUCCGUUGUCUUCACUUGGAAUUCGUCAAGGCAGCCGAGCCAGCCGUCCGAGGAAUUGUCCACGAACUCUUCUCGCCGAUUGUGUCGGCGAAAAACUCGGACGCGCUCGCAGCGGAGUCGUGGAAAACCCUGCUCGAGAAAUGGACGCGUUUAUCACACCUCGAUCUCAAAGAUCGCGGGGCACUCGCCGCGAAAGAAUCACUAGGACCGUUUCUGGAGCAUUUGACGUUCUAUCGCUCUGGCGAUACUACCAACACCUCCUCGUCCCCUGACAUCCUGACCAUCAUCGAAAAAUACCAGAAAAGAGCCGGAGAAACGCUGAGUGACGUGUACAACCGCACCCGAGAAAGCUUCUUCCGACACCAGACGACACCGUCCUACCUCAGCUCGGCAACGAAGAUCCUCUACGAGUUUGUCAGGAAAGACCUGAAUGUGCCGAUGCAUCGGGGCCUUGUGGACCAUCCCACCCUUGCGACGGCGGGAGAAGAAGGGAACGGUGGCAAUCGCAAGAUCCUGGGGACAUAUGCCAGCGAGAUCUAUCUGGCCGUGAGGAAUGGCCAGUUACAUGGGCGAGUGAUGGAUGCUCUGAGACAGGAUGUGUUCAGAAGAAGAAAGUGUCAUUUCACACAAGAGCUUUUUUUUUUCAAGUCUGGAGAUUUCAGCUAUACAUGUACACGAUAUGAUAUAUCAGGAUCGACUCCGCAGCUGACGCUGACGAACGUCGAGGUGUCAGUAAUUGAUUCAAUUCAAUCCAAUCCAAUCCAAUUCCAUCUCGAUCAAACACAAGUCAAUAAUCGAGUCUCAAUUGGAGGAAAGAGAGAAAGGGAGAAAAAAAGGGACAACGAAUGGAAGUGCUUCGAUAGCGGGUCUCCUCCAUUCCUCCUACUGUGUACUCAUCCCAUCCACGACGACGACGACGACGACGCCAUGACCACUUCCACUACAACCAAAACUACGACACCCUUCACAGCCACGCGAUGGAUCAUCCUCGCCGUCGCGAGCGGGACGUUUGCGGCUUUGAAUGGAUUGUUUGCGAAGUUAACAACAACCGAAUCAACUGGUUCCGUGGCGCGCGGGAUCGCGCACUUCUUGCAUCUCCCUGAUGGGUUGGUGGAGGUUGUUGUGCGGGGGAUCUGCUUCGCCCUCAACCUCCUCAGCAACUUCACCAUGUGGGCCCUGUUCACCCGCGCCCUGACGGCCGCGCCCUCGACAACCAAGGUCUCCAUCACCAACACCUCGGCCAACUUCCUCGUCACGGCCAUUCUGGGGAUGAUUGUCUUUGGCGAACCCGUGCGGGGGUUGUGGUGGUUGGGCGCUGCGAUGAUGGCGGCGGGUUGUAUUCUUGUCGGGAUGAGGGAGAACCAAACGGAUAAGCAUACCAACAGCAGCAGCAGCAGGGAAGGAGGAGAAGGACAAGCUGAGGGGGAGACGAUAACGUUGGAUGGGGAUGAUCAUGAUGAGGAAGAGGAGGCAGCGGAAGAUGACGCCCUGCUGGGUAGACGGCAGGGCAGAAGCGCAACGAAGAGUGGCUCAAGUUGA